Molecule: messenger RNA, 1842 nt
Organism: Melanotaenia boesemani (Boeseman's rainbowfish)
Lineage: Eukaryota; Metazoa; Chordata; Actinopteri; Atheriniformes; Melanotaeniidae
Gene: pars2
Product: prolyl-tRNA synthetase 2, mitochondrial
Exons: 4
Coding region: 178-1629 (483 amino acids)
Biological process (GO): prolyl-tRNA aminoacylation
Cellular component (GO): mitochondrion; cytoplasm
Molecular function (GO): ATP binding; proline-tRNA ligase activity
Source: RefSeq, a predicted model, not a curated record
AAAGCCAAGAGGCCCCCAGUAGUAGCUGAGUGGGGAGGAACGGCUGCAUGGGAGGCGUAGCAAGGAUUGAUGAAUGUUUGUACUGUUUGAUAACAUGUGCGAAAAACUUAGUUUGUCGAUUCAUAAUCUUACUGUAUUAGCCAGAAAGUAGAUAGUAUAAGCACACCUGGAUGUGCCAUGGAUCCUGCAAUGCGUCAUAUUUGGAAGAGAGUCUUUUAUCGUCUCCACAGAACCCUUAUUUUUCCAAAGAGGAAUAAUUCAGGACAUGCUGAGCAUACAGCCUUCCCUGCUUCCAGUCACUCAAAGUGUAUCAAGCCCACACUCCUGGUGUCUCGUCUCUACCAGCCUUCAAAUCUGCGUGAUGUGGGGCAGGACAGCCGGCUGGCUGGGGAGAUGACCUGCAAGAGCCAGAGACUCAUGCAGCAGGCUGGACUUAUCCAUCCAUCCAACCCAGGAUGCUACUACUACCUCCCUGCCACUGUCCGUUCCAUGGAGAAGCUGGUGAGGGUAAUUGACAAGGAGAUGCAGGGGAUAGGUGGGCAGAAGCUGGAUAUGCCCAGUCUGUGCUCGGCCGAUCUAUGGAAAACCAGUGAGCGCUGGGAUUUGAUGGGAAAGGAACUGUUCCGUCUCAAAGACCGCCACGGUGCCGACUACUGCCUGGGUCCCACACAUGAAGAGGCUGUGACAACUCUUGUUGCUCAUCAAACGACUCUCUCCUACAGACAGCUGCCUCUGCUUCUUUACCAAAUCACCCGCAAGUUCAGAGAUGAGCCGAAGCCAAAGUUCGGUCUUCUACGAGGGAGGGAGUUUUACAUGAAGGACAUGUACUCAUUUGAUGUGAGCGAAGAGGCUGCUUAUCAGACGUAUGAAUCUGUGUGCCAAGCAUACAACCGGUUCUUCGCCCGGUUGGGCCUGCGUUGCGUUCAGGUGCAGGCAGACACAGGAAACAUUGGCGGUACGGUCUCCCAUGAGUUCCAGCUGCCAGCAGACAUUGGUGAAGACCGACUCCUGAUCUGUGAGAACUGCUCAUUCUCUGCUAAUGUGGAGACUUUGUCAUCAAACAGAACUGACUGUCCACAGUGCAAAACUGGCACAGUAGUAGAGUCAAAGGGUAUAGAAGUAGGUCACACCUUCUACCUGGGUAAAAAGUACUCCCACAUGUUCAAAGCCACCUUCAACAAUUCCCAGAACAAGCCCACUAUUGCAGAGAUGGGCUGCUAUGGUCUUGGGGUGACCCGUAUUCUGGCUGCAGCCAUCGAAGUGAUGUCUACCGAAGAAGGGAUCCGCUGGCCGGGUCUUAUCGCCCCUUAUCAGGUUUGUGUUUUACCUCCCAAGAAAGGUAGUAAGGUGGAUGAAGCUUCAGUUGUAGCAGAAGAACUGGUUAACACUUUGGGAGAGACUCUUCCUAGUUUAAGAGGUGAGGUUGUUCUUGACGACCGCACGCAGAUGACCAUUGGAAAGAGGCUGAAGGACGCCAGCCGACUGGGCUACCCUUAUGUUAUUGUGGUAGGACAGGCAGCUCUUGAGGAAACACCAAAGUAUGAAGUGAUCUGUCAGCAGACGGAUGAGACAAUGUUCCUCAGUAAGGAUGGACUGCUAGAUCUACUGGGAAGAGUGGAAACUGUAUGAUUACAAUAUUAAAUUUGGAAAUUAAUAUUUUUUUUGUUAGGUGGUGGGGAAAUUAUAAUAAAUCUUCAUAUGUAUUUUUUUGCCUUAAUGUAAAGACUUUAAAGCUUGAACUGAUUGGGAGUUGCUGUUAAAACAUAAUGGACCUUGGAUUUCUGAAUUAUUUGGAUACAGUAGUGCAAUAAAAAAGAACAACUGCAUCAUUGCCUUUUCUUU